UUGACGGUGAACAUCUUGGUCUUCGUGGGCAUCAUCCUCUUCUCCGUCUACUGCAGGAUCCAGGACCGCUCCCAGGAGCUGGUGCAGAUUGUCCGGAGCGCGGACCGCCGGGCCAGGAGCCGCGGAGCCAAGGUGGGCAGCCUGGCCGACAGGGAGUCCAUCCUGCAGCGCCUGGACCACCUGGAGGAAGUGGUCUACAACCAGCUCAAUGGUUUGGCAAAGCCCAUGGGAUUAGUUGAAGGUCCAGGAGGCUUGGGCCAGGGGGGAAUGGCUGCUACCCUGAGAGAUGAUAGCCAUGAAUCAGAGACUAAGUAUGAAGAAUAUGGUUACAAUGCCCAACUCAGUGACAGGAUAUCACUGGACAGGUCUAUCCCUGACUACAGACCAAAAAAGUGCAAACAGAUGACCUACCGAGACGACCUGCCCCAGAUCUCUGUGGUCUUUAUAUUUGUAAAUGAAGCGCUCUCUGUCAUCCUGCGCUCUGUGCACAGCGUUGUGAAUCACACCCCAUCGCACUUGCUCAAGGAGAUCAUUCUGGUGGAUGACAACAGUGACAAUGUUGAGCUAAAAUUUAAUCUGGACCAGUAUGUCAAUAAAAGAUACCCAGGUUUGGUGAAAAUAGUGCGCAAUAACAAACGUGAAGGACUGAUUCGAGCCAGAAUCCAAGGCUGGAAAGCGGCAACCUCUCCUGUCGUCGGUUUCUUUGAUGCUCAUGUUGAAUUCAACAUUGGCUGGGUGGAACCUGCACUGACUCGGAUCAAAGAAGAUCGAAAGCGGAUCAUCUUACCAGCAAUUGACAAUAUCAAGUACAACACUUUUGAAGUGCAGCAAUAUGCCAAUGCAGCCCACGGCUAUAACUGGGGGCUCUGGUGCAUGUACAUAAUCCCACCGCAGGACUGGCUCGAUAAAGGGGAUGAGUCAGCUCCCAUCAGGACACCAGCCAUGAUUGGAUGCUCGUUUGUGGUGGACCGAGAGUAUUUUGGUGAGAUUGGAUUGCUUGAUCCUGGUAUGGAAGUCUAUGGGGGAGAAAAUAUUGAAUUAGGCAUGAGG
This is a messenger RNA of Antrostomus carolinensis (chuck-will's-widow), 1050 nucleotides long. RefSeq names its product polypeptide N-acetylgalactosaminyltransferase 9. The record is from RefSeq and is a predicted model, not a curated record. Lineage: Eukaryota; Metazoa; Chordata; Aves; Caprimulgiformes; Caprimulgidae. Gene Ontology annotation, cellular component: Golgi apparatus. The annotation marks the transcript as partial. Gene Ontology annotation, biological process: protein O-linked glycosylation. The transcript has 6 exons. Gene Ontology annotation, molecular function: polypeptide N-acetylgalactosaminyltransferase activity.